Moneuplotes crassus is the source of this 2553-nucleotide messenger RNA. Lineage: Eukaryota; Ciliophora; Spirotrichea; Euplotida; Euplotidae. The record is from the annotation of a GenBank genome assembly.
UGGAAAAUAUUCAUAGUUUUGACUACAGUGGUCCUCAAAAUCACACCAAUAGUGAUCAAGAGUGCAUCAGCAUUGCUGAUGUUGGUUCUAAUAAGCCUAAGAGAGAAGUUGGAUAUUGAGCUAAUCUUGGUAUAAAUACUCUUCUCACAGAUCAGAACAACCCACUUCAGAAAUGAAGCAAAUUGUUUUAAAAGGUCUAAUAAAUGUAAGAAAUGACAACAACUGUUGCAGGUCGUUAAGAAAUUGCAACAGAAAAAUAGAGAGAAGAGAGAGAAGUUGCAGAAAUAUUGAAAGGAUAUACUCUCAAUUGUGCGAAGUAAUCCGUUAAAGUGAAAUUUUAGAAGUUAUUCAGCCACGAAUGCAGAAAUAUAUAAAAUAGCCAACUAGGAUACGAUAAUUUACUAAAGAAUAUCCUUAAAAAUUCGCAAGAUUUCUUUCAUAAGACUCAACUUAACAAUCAGAUUGAGCUGGUUGAACUCACCCACUCUGUAACAGAAAAAUUAGUUAAAGAGCUUAGGGUGUUUUAUUCUACUCUAGAGCAAAAUUCCAGACUAAAAGGGCAGUACAAGGCUUCUAAGAUGUAUGACUAUCUCAAUUUUAACCAAUCAAAAUAUAAAUAAGAUACUGAAAGAAUACAGUCAAUUGACUAAAUGAAGAUUAGGAAUGAGAAGAGCUAAAACUUCAAGAUCGUCUCAAUCAGUCCCAACUUCUUUCGAGAUUACCUCAGACAUUAAAAAGACUCUAUCAAACUAUGAUGCUCAAAUCAGGAAAAUCUCUAAGGUCCUGAGAGCAAAGAGAGAGGUGCUCAAAGAAAUUGGGUUUCAAAGAAACAAGCUUGCUGACAAGCUCCUUCAGAAGCACAUCCAAAAAACUGAAAAUGGAAGAGCCAACCAUGUUAAACCACUUCACCAGAGAAGUCUCAGCAUGAUCAUUCCUCCUGCAAAAGAGUCUAAGUUUGAUUACAAAGGCAAAACCAGCAGUGAUGGGAUCAUUAACUCUUCAUUCACCUCAAACAAAAGUAUGCUGGUUGGGUAUCAGAAGGGUGUGAAUAAUGAACUCGAGAUGAAGCUCAACAUGAAAGGCCUCAGAUCUAGCAUUGAGAAGGAAAUUGAGGCCUUAAGAAAACGGAAGCAUGAACUAGAACAAAAGAAAGAGUUUGAAGAUACCCAGAUUCAUAAUCUCAAUGCCAGUUUUAUGACAUAUGAAUCUAAGACCAUUACUAUGGAGAAACAAAAGGAUUCUGUCCUUCUUCAAAACUCCUUCCUUGAGAAUGAGCUGAAAGAGAGGGACAGUGCAGUCAGUGGACUUGUGCAAGAGAUAAAUAAUAAAUAUCAGAACCGAAAGAAGCUCUCAGUAUCACUCAAUAUCUCAAAUUCGAAUUCAAAUAAUGAGAAGAAUAAAAGUUUUGACAAGAGGAAUGAUUUCGCUACAUGAGCAGGAGUUACCCAGGAUACAAGGUUUCAGACAUAUGAUUCAGGCAAGGAAACUUCAGAGAUGAGGAAAAACUUCUUCUCUUCCUUCUCUGGUCGGUUCGAGGAGAUUCUUACCUCACAGAAGGCGAUAAGCCCGGACAAUAAGAAGUAUAUGACACAAAAAGCUAAUAAGAAGAAUCAGUUUAACCUUCCUGAUUCUCCGUCAAUUUUCAAAGCAGCAGCUGAUAUAUUCUCAGAUAGAGAAAUAAGUGAGGAUGGCAUGGAUAUUGAUGAUUCCUUGUCUGAUGUCCCAGUCAGAGACUGCACUAAUAUUGAGGAAGAUCUGGAAAUGAGUAAGAAUCUUUCAAUGGAAGAAUCUGAAAUGAUCCUUGAUAACCUCGAGUUCUUAUCACCGCUACUCUCUAAACCUUCAAGAGAGCUCAAAGUAGGGAAUGGUAAUAAAUUUGUAAAUACCCCUUCAUUUAAGUCAAAUCAUGCUCAGAGGCAGAAUGAGUUUAAGAUGGUAAGACACAGAGUAAAAAGCGCUAUAAAUUUUGAUGGCUACACCAAUGUUCCCCUUCUAGAGCUGGGAAAUAUCCCCGAAGAAAUUGAUGAGAGUAAGAAUUACUCUGAGAAUACACAAAAUCAUCAUUUUGGCAAUCCUCCAGAAUCCUGUGAUAAUAGUGCUAGCAAGGAAGAAUUUAAGUGGAACAAAUCUGAGAGCAUCAACAAAUCUAAUUCUGGCACUAUGAUUUCGAACUCUUCAGAGAAAGGGUUUGGGAAGUUAACCAGUGCAUUUGAUAAAUUUAUAAAAAUCAAAAAUCAUGAUCAAGGAACUUUGGAGCCAGAAAGACUCACUUUUAAUAUAAAAGAUGGGAUGUGAACACCGAAUAAACUUACACCAGAGAAGCAAGUGAGCUCGAUCGAGAAUACCCUGCAUGAGGACCUAAGAAUAUUUCAUCAGUCUUCUAAUAGUUCUAAGAAUCCUAAGAGUGUACAGAAGAGAGCUCCAAGUUUAAGCUCCCAGACUAACGAGGAGGGUACUGAGUUUCAGCUUUAUUCUACUUUUGGUGUGACUAAACCAGCUGUAAAACCACAGGAGGCUAAAUCUUGCAUACAUCCCGAAGGGAUAAGCUUGUAA